AUGCGAGAAUUGUUUCAAAUCCAUUCGUUGAUUCCAUGCGGCGAUCUGAAAAUUUAUUCGAUGACAUUACUUGCAACGAAAGGCAACGCUCCGAGGAAUUCUGUCUGCAGUCAGCAAUUUAAAUCACUUACAAAUAUGCCAUGCAAAUAUUUUCAAUUUGAAAAUGAAAUACGAAAAGGCUCUUCAAAAUUGCUCGAUCGUCCAGAAGUGUUCGUGCAAGCAUUGAAUGAGAAAUUGAAGGAACCUUGGAUUGAGCAAGUCUUUUCGAAACGAGAAUGUGUGAAAUACAUUCCAACUUUUGGAGUUGAUAGAUGUGGCUGUGGGUUAUCUCCAAGUGGACACAAUGCGGCAGUUAUGGCACAAUUUACAGGUCACAUUUCUGACCCAUGUACCCGAUUAUCUCUAGCGUCAGGUUAUUUAUCUCAGUGGAAUACUGCGGAACAUACCGAAGCAUCUCAUACGGAUGCUUUUGGAACCUUAGAGUUUUCGGGUGGGGCACAUGCUCAUCGGGCACAUUAUGUUAGAUUAGGACAUGAUUCAGAUCCAUCUGAUAUAAUGUAUUUGAUGGAAAAAGUUUGGGGAUUAGAGCCGCCACGUCUUGUCAUCACCGUUCACGGUGGCCUUACUAAUUUUGAAGUUCAAGAAAAAGUUGGACAAGUUUUUCGGGCAAGUUUACUGAAAGCAGCCCAAACAACUGGUGCUUGGAUUAUUACUGGUGGAAUUGAUGCUGGAGUUAAUUUCAAAAUUGACGAUAUUUGUACGUCAAAUUUUAGAAUGCGAUCAAAAGUGAUUACGAUCGGAAUUGCUCCGUGGGGCUUACUUAGAGGUCGUGAAAGGUUAAUUGGAAAAGAUAUUGUUGUCUCAUACGAUCCAUACUCAUUUUCCUCAAAAAGUAAAUACGUAACAUUAAAUGAUAGACAUUCAUAUUUCUUACUAGUCGACAAUGGCACUUAUGGCAGAUAUGGAGCUGAUAUUAUUUUACGCAAACGUUUCGAAGAAUUUAUUGCUCGAAAACAAACAAUUGGCUUAGGAACACGGCAUGUGCCAGUUGUUUGCGCAGUACUAGAAGGAGGCAUAUGUACAAUAAGAGCAAUUCUCCAUUACUUAGCCAACCAACCACCUGUUCCAGUUAUUGUUUGCGAUGGAAGUGGUCGUGCGUCAAAUUUGAUUGCUUUCGCUCAUAAACAUAUUCUAGAAGACGGCACUUUACCAAAAAGCACUCACGCUGAACUUCUCACGCUUAUUGGCUCAACUUUUCAAUACAGCGCAACAUCCGCAGAGCAGAUUCUUGAAGAAAUAUUGUGCUGUGCAAAACAUCGUGAUUUGUUGACAAUAUUUCGUUUGGGUGAAAGCAAUCAGCAAGAUGUUGAUCACGCUAUUCUGAGUGUAAUAUUAAAAGGGCAAAACUUAUCAUCAGCUGAUCAACUUGCUUUGACUCUUAUAUGGAAUCGGGUGGAUAUCGCACGAUCGGAUAUUUUUGUGCCAGGUCAAAACUGGCAUCCACACUUAUUAUACAAUGCAAUGAUGGAAGCUUUGGCGCUCAAUCGUGUUGAUUUUGUAAAACUUUUGCUCGAAAAUGGAGUUUCUAUGAAAAAAUUUCUCACAAUAAAUAGAUUAGAACAACUUUACAAUAUGGAACACGAAUCUAUACUACCUUUAAUCAACAGCGUUACUUCACUCUCUGAUCGUCGAAUUACACUUCCCAAAAUUGGAGUUGCUAUUGAACGAUUAAUGGGAAAUGCUUAUAAAUGCUCUUAUACGACUAGGAGGUUUAAGAACAAAUACGAAAAAUGCAAAAAAAAUGCAUUGUUUUUAAAUAUUUGGAUACAUUUUUGUAGAUUUCUCGAAUAUCAAGUUUUCGCAGUUUUUGCGGAGCGAAUUCGAAAACACGACAAAUUACUGAAGUAUUGCUUUGAUUAUUUUGUUUAUUUUUAUCAAAAAAGAAAUCACUCAAGGAAACAACGAGCUAAUAAAGAACUUAGAGAAGGUGAAGAUUUUCAAUAUCCUUUUAAUGAUUUAAUGCUAUGGGCGAUUCUGUCACGUCGUCAGGAUAUGGCCAGAUGCAUGUGGAUGUACGGUGAAGAACCUAUGGCCAAAGCCUUGGCUGCUAUAAGGCUUUACAAAAGUAUGAGCAAAGAAGCUGCAGAUGAAUACAUUGAAGUUGAAGCAUCUAAUGAACUUCGGGAAUUUGCAGAAGAAUUCAAAAGAGAAAGUUUGAAUUUACUGAAUCACUGCUAUUUACAAGACGACUCACAAACGUUGCGAUUAUUAACUGCUGAAUUACCUAAUUGGAGCCAUUACACGUGUUUAUCGCUAGCUGUUGUAGCACAUCAUCUACGAUUUCUAGCUCAUCCAUGUUGUCAAAUUUUGUUAGCUGACCUAUGGCAUGGUGGUCUUGGCAUUAAAAGGUAUAUUUUGCAAGCUUCAUUAGCUUUUCCACCGAGCAUCUUAUUAUUAGAUGUGAAAGCACGUAUAUCACCCAAUCGUUGCAACAAUACCUUUCCAAGUCAACACUUUGUGAUGAAUGAAAUUGAAUCUGUUGAGAAAGAUGAUGAUCGCAGCCAGAAUAGUGUUUGCUCUUCAUUGCACCUUUCUGGACAUCUAAAAUUGCGAAGAAAAAAUAGACGCAGUACAGCGGCAUUUCCUCAACGCUUGACAAAUCUUUUGGAGACAUCGAAUCUAAUUGAGGAAGCUUACAGAACUAAAUUUGGAUCCAAAACACAACGAAAAUCCAUUGCUGCAAGUUUGCAAGGCAUCGGAGAAUUAGCACGUAAGACAUCCUGGGCUACAAAAUUUAACAUUUUCUAUUCUGCACCUAUUACUACUUUUUGGAUUUGGCUUGUGAGCUAUUCUAUAUUUCUUGCGAUUUACACUUACGUGAUAUUGAUUGAAUUUCCUGCUGAACCAACUAAGGUGGAAUGGUUUCUUCUGGCGUAUGUCGUUGCUUUCGUUAUGGAGCACAUUCGCAAGUUGCUAGUGCAAAAAGCGAGUUCGAUUGUCGAGAAAAUACAAGUUUACUUCAAUCGUUGUUGGAAUUACUUAACAUUCCUAGCAACAGUAACCUUUUUCAUCGGUUUUGCUUUUCGAUGUAAUUCCUCAACACGUCACUCCUAUGGAAGAGUUAUUUUAUCUUGUAAUAUUGUAUUUUGGUAUAUUAAACUUUUAGACUUUAUGGGUGUUCAUCCUAGACUUGGACCGUAUAUACAAAUGACUUGUAAAAUGAUAGUGAACAUGAUGUACAUUUUGGCAUUACUGUUGGUAACUCUCAUGCCUUUUGGUAUUUCACGUCAAGCAAUUACUUAUCCCCACGAAAAGUGGCAGUGGAUUUUGAUUAGAAAUAUUUUUUAUAAGCCUUAUUUUAUGCUUUAUGGUGAAGUUUAUGCUGGGGAAAUUGAUACUUGUGGUGAUGAAGGUAUUAACUGUGUUCCGGGUAGCUGGAUACCACCAAUUUUGAUGACGAUUUUUCUUUUGGUUGCGAAUAUCCUUCUCAUCAAUAUGCUAAUUGCGAUUUUCAACAAUAUUUUCAAUGAAACGAAUGCCAUUGCACAACACGUAUGGCUAUUUCAACGAUACGAACAGGUAAUGGAAUAUGGAAAUACACCGUUUUUCCCACCACCUUUGACCCCUAUUUCACACUUAUUUAUUGUGAUCAAAUACUUGUGGAAGCUCAGUGGUAAAUGUAAUAAAAAAAGACAAGGAGCUAGCAAACGUGGAGGAUUUUUUGAUUUCUCCAUGAAGCUUAGAUUAAAUGAUGAUGAGUUACGUGCAUUACACGAUUUCGAGGAAGACUGUAUGGAUGAUUUGUCAAGAAAACAAAAUCUGUCUCAACAGUUUCAAGAUGGCUCACAUUUAAAUAUCACUGCCACAAAAACAGAUAAUUUGCAAGUUCGAUUGAAUAAUAUGGCAAUUGAAAAUGACAGUGUUAAAUGGUUUCUACGAGAAAUACAUUCACGACUUGAUGCAAUCGAAAAGAAUCAGAAGACUAUGAUGCUUCAUUUAACGCGAAACACAGCAAGCAAUAACAAUCAACGAGAUGUAACAAAAAUGCAGCAUUAUCGAAACGACGAAUGCAAAUUUUUGAAUAAAGCAUAUUGCGUAGGAGACGCAAAAUUAACACGGGCUCACGUAAAUUUUAGCAACAGUGAAGAAGAAAUGCGCAAAUAUUAUGAUUUACAAGAAAUUUCAGAAAAGUGUGAUAACUGUGAUAAAAGGUCACAAGCAAGUGGAGAAAAAGUUUGUACAUUAGCAAUGAAUACGCCUGGGAUGAAUAAUACAGAUGAUGUGAUUCCAUCUUUUGACAUAUUAAAUUUAACUGAGUUUUCAACCAAUAACAAUGAUGAUGAUGACGAUACUGAUGAUAAGGAUGAUAGUGAUGAUGGUGAUGAUGGUAAUGAUAAUAAUGAUGAAGAUGACAGCGAUGGUCAUGAAAUGGAUGAUAGUUUGCAGAUUCUGAAAAAUCUAGACGAGGUCAGUAGUCACAUAUUGGCAGAAGAAAGUGACGCAGAUAGAUUCAAAUGGUGCAGUUUGCAGUAUCAUGCAGAUACCUACGCAGCGUCACGUGGAAUAUCUUUGACUCAAGCAAGCAGUAGCAAUUUGAAGAAAAAUUAUACAUCUUUGCAUAUGCAACAAUGA
Molecule: messenger RNA, 4632 nt
Organism: Thelazia callipaeda (thelaziosis nematode)
Lineage: Eukaryota; Metazoa; Nematoda; Chromadorea; Rhabditida; Thelaziidae
Source: the annotation of a GenBank genome assembly